GCUGUGGUCCGCGAAACGCGGGGGUCCUCCGGGGCGAUGAGGAAGCUAGCUGCUGGCUCCCUUCUCUCAGUCCUGAAGGUGCUGCUCCUGCCUCUGGCGCCGGCCCCAGCCCAGGACUCUCCUUCGGCCGCCACCCCAGGCAGCCCGCUGUCGUCCACCGAGUACGAGCGCUUCUUCGCACUGCUGACCCCAACCUGGAAGGCGGAGACCACCUGCCGCCUCCGUGCCACCCACGGCUGCCGCAACCCCACGCUUGUCCAGCUGGACCAAUAUGAAAACAAUGGCCUGGUGCCCGACGGUGCUGUCUGCUCCGACCUCCCUUACGCUUCCUGGUUUGAGUCUUUCUGCCAGUUUACCCAGUAUCGUUGCUCCAACCACGUCUACUAUGCCAAGAGAGUGAGAUGCUCCCAGCCAGUCUCCAUUCUCUCACCUAACACUUUCAAGGAGGUAGAAGCUUCAGCUGAAGCCUCACCCACCACGAUCACCUCCUCCGUCUCAUCCCACUUCACAGCUGUCAGCACAGAACGACAGGCCUUCCAGUCCUGGCCUGAACGGCUUAACAGCAAUGUGGAGGAGCUACUGCAAUCCUCCCUGUCCCUGGGAGGCCAGGAGCAGUCGUCAGAGCACAGGCAGGAGCAACUACACGAGCAUAAGCUGGAGGAAGGGCAGGGACCGGAAGAGCAGGAGGAGGAGCAAGAAGAGGAGGGAAAGCAAGAGGAAGUACAGGGGACAGAGAAGGGAACAGAGGGCAUGUCUGGGCUGCAGACAGACUCAGAGCCCGAGUUUCAGUCUGAGUCUUUACUUUCCAACCCUUCCUCCUUCACUCCUCGGGUACGAGAAGUGGCUUCUACUCCUAUGAUGAUGGAGAACCUCCAGGAGCUCAUUCAAUCAGCCCAGAAAAUGGAUGAGACGGAUGAGAUCUAUGACGAGGGCUCCUACUGGAGAAGCCAAAACUCUGGCAGCCUCCUGCAGCUGCCCCAUACGGAGGCCUUGCUGAUCCUGUGCUAUUCAAUUGUGGAGAACACCUGCGUCAUAACCCCCACAGCCAAGGCCUGGAAGUACUUGGAGGAAGAGGUCCUUGGUUUUGGGAAGUCGGUCUGUGACAGCCUUGGGCGGCGACACUUAUCUACCUGUGCCCUCUGUGGCUUCUGCUCCCUGAAGCUGGAGCAGUGCCACUCAGAGGCCGUCCUGCAGCGGCAGAAGUGUGACGACUCCCACAAGACAUUCUUCAUCAGCCCCCUGCUCACAUCCCAGAGCUUGUCCAUCGGCAAUGAGGUAGGGUCCUCUGAAACAGGCCGCUUUUAUGGGCUGGAUUCAUAUGGUGGUCUCCACAUGGACUUCUGGUGUGCCCGGCUUGCCACAAAGGGCUGUGAAGAUAAUCGAGUCUCCAGUUGGCUCCAGGCUGAGUUCCUUAGCUUCCAGGAUGGGGAUUUCCCCACCAAGAUUUGUGACACAGACUACGUCCAGUACCCGAACUACUGUUCCUUCAAAAGCCAACAGUGUCUGAUGAGAAACCGGAAUCGGAAGGUGUCCCGCAUGAGAUGUCAGGAGAAUGAGACUUACAACGUGUUGAGCUCAAGCAAAAGUGAGGACCUUGUCCUUCGAUGGAGCCAGGAGUUCAGCACGUUGACUCUAGGCCAGUUUGGAUGACUGGGCGCCAUUCUGCCCCCACCCCAGCCUGACCUUUCCACACCCUCCAUCGCCCUUAGACCUCAUUGUCAGUUGGA
Molecule: messenger RNA, 1727 nt
Organism: Cynocephalus volans (Philippine flying lemur)
Lineage: Eukaryota; Metazoa; Chordata; Mammalia; Dermoptera; Cynocephalidae
Gene: ACRBP
Product: acrosin binding protein
Exons: 10
Coding region: 37-1650 (537 amino acids)
Cellular component (GO): nucleus; acrosomal vesicle
Molecular function (GO): protein binding
Source: RefSeq, a predicted model, not a curated record